GAAGCCCCGGCCUGUGCCUAGAGGAAGGGGCUGCCCACCCCGACCCCGACCCCGACCCCACCCAGCACCAUGAAUACCUCCGCCCCGCCCGCCGUCAGCCCCAACAUCACCGUCCUGGCCCCGGGGAAGGGUCCCUGGCAAGUGGCCUUCAUUGGGAUCACCACGGGCCUCCUGUCACUGGCCACGGUGACGGGCAACCUCCUGGUGCUCAUCUCCUUCAAGGUCAACACCGAGCUCAAGACAGUCAACAACUACUUCCUGCUGAGCCUGGCCUGCGCGGACCUCAUCAUCGGCACCUUCUCCAUGAACCUCUACACCACGUACCUGCUCAUGGGCCACUGGGCUCUGGGCACGCUGGCCUGCGACCUCUGGCUGGCCCUGGACUACGUGGCCAGCAACGCCUCGGUCAUGAACCUGCUGCUCAUCAGCUUUGACCGCUACUUCUCCGUGACCCGGCCCCUGAGCUACCGCGCCAAGCGCACCCCCCGCCGGGCGGCCCUGAUGAUCGGCCUGGCCUGGCUGGUCUCCUUCGUCCUCUGGGCCCCGGCCAUCCUCUUCUGGCAGUACCUGGUGGGGGAGCGGACGGUGCUGGCCGGGCAGUGCUAUAUCCAGUUCCUCUCCCAGCCCAUCAUCACCUUUGGCACGGCCAUGGCCGCCUUCUACCUCCCUGUCACGGUCAUGUGCACACUCUACUGGCGCAUCUACCGGGAGACGGAGAACCGGGCCCGGGAGCUGGCGGCCCUGCAGGGCUCCGAGACGCCGGGGAAGGGGGGCGGCAGCAGCAGCAGCUCAGAGCGGUCCCAGCCGGGGGCCGAGGGCUCCCCGGAGACCCCUCCGGGGCGCUGCUGCCGCUGCUGCCGGGCCCCCCGGCUGCUCCAGGCCUACAGCUGGAAGGAGGAAGAGGAGGAGGAUGAAGGCUCCCUGGAGUCCCUCACCUCCUCGGAGGGCGAGGAGCCCGGCUCCGAAGUGGUGAUCAAGAUGCCCAUGGUGGACCCCGAGGCGCAGGCGCCCGCCAAGCAGCCGCCCCGGAGCUCCCCGAAUACGGUCAAGAGGCCGACCCGGAAGGGGCGCGAGCGAGCAGGCAAGGGCCAGAAGCCCCGCGGGAAGGAGCAGCUGGCCAAGCGGAAGACCUUCUCGCUGGUCAAGGAGAAGAAGGCGGCCCGGACCCUGAGCGCCAUCCUGCUGGCCUUCAUCGUCACCUGGACGCCGUACAACAUCAUGGUGCUGGUGUCCACGUUCUGCAAGGACUGUGUCCCCGAGACCCUGUGGGAGCUGGGCUACUGGCUGUGCUACGUCAACAGCACCAUCAACCCCAUGUGCUACGCGCUCUGCAACAAAGCCUUCCGGGACACCUUCCGCCUGCUGCUGCUCUGCCGCUGGGACAAGCGUCGCUGGCGCAAGAUCCCCAAGCGCCCCGGCUCUGUGCACCGCACCCCCUCCCGCCAGUGCUGAUGGCCCCCUCGCCUGCAUCCCUCCACCCCAGGCCCUGGUAGAAAGCAGGCAGGGGCUGGGACCUGAGACCCAGGGCCCUGCGCAGGCCUCCCCGGGCUUCCCCGGGCCCUCGGUCACCUUCCUGCACAGCCCAGAGAGACCCGGCCAACGUUCCAAACUUUGCUGUCCCCAGGCAGGGAGGGGGGACCCGGGGAACUGGUUUUUCUGUUCCCUGCUGGAUAGGAAUGGGCUCUUCACCAGGAAGAAGCCCCGGGAGGAGGAUCCGGGCUUCAGAUCUUGUUUGUGUUUGGGCAGGAAGUCCUUCCAGAGCCAGCAGGGCAGGCCAGAAGAAAGAAGGUUUAACCGCGCAGUCAGCCUCGGCCCAGUGGCUGGCCUGGACUGAGUGGGAGAUGGCACGCCCUGCCAGCAGGGGACUGACCCCAACCACUGAGAGCAAAGCUUGGCUCAGAGGGAGUUUCCCCCCGCUGGGGACCCCCUCCCUCCCCAGACACAGCCCACCGUGCUGGGCCCUAGGCACCCUCCAGGAUGGUCAUCUUCCCUGCACAGGUCCCCAGAGGGUCCCUAUGUCUGAAUGUCCAAGCGUCAGCAGGACGAUGACACACCAGAGGGGACCUAGUGGGGUCAGUCACACGUCAAGUCCCAAGGCAGCAGCAGGACCAGGCGCCAGGUGUCCCGAUGGUCCCACUAUGUCAUUUCCCUGGGAGUGAGGGGCAGGGGGGCCUGCCGUCCAGCCCCACACCGAUCCCCCCCGCCCCAGAGAAACGCUCGGUCCCUCCCUCCCUGGCUCACAGACGCUGCCUGGCUGGAUCUCCUCCAUCAGAUUUCUAGCCAGGCCUCCUGCAUGCUGCCUGCCUCUGGCCCCACCCCACGCCGGCCUGGCUCGGCCUGGCCCCUUGUGUUCCUUCCUUCCAACAGGUCCUCCCCUGGGAGCUUCCCCCAUCCGACCCGUGCAUGGCCUCCCAGCCACCCUUAUCUCCAGGCCCGGCCUGGCUCCCCCAAAUGUUCUUUCCUCCCAACCUCAGCAAGUGCUGAGUCUGUGAAUAAAGCCACAUAACCAGCAGGCGCUAA
Phacochoerus africanus (Common warthog) is the source of this 2520-nucleotide messenger RNA. It is a transcript of the gene CHRM1, whose product is annotated as cholinergic receptor muscarinic 1. The transcript has a single exon. Lineage: Eukaryota; Metazoa; Chordata; Mammalia; Artiodactyla; Suidae. Gene Ontology annotation, cellular component: dendrite; plasma membrane; synapse. The coding region runs from base 70 to 1452 and encodes 460 amino acids. Gene Ontology annotation, biological process: adenylate cyclase-inhibiting G protein-coupled acetylcholine receptor signaling pathway; G protein-coupled receptor signaling pathway, coupled to cyclic nucleotide second messenger; chemical synaptic transmission. The record is from RefSeq and is a predicted model, not a curated record. Gene Ontology annotation, molecular function: G protein-coupled serotonin receptor activity; G protein-coupled acetylcholine receptor activity.